Messenger RNA from Hyla sarda, 2705 nucleotides. It is a transcript of the gene SLC36A4, whose product is annotated as solute carrier family 36 member 4. The transcript is spliced from 12 exons. Gene Ontology annotation, biological process: amino acid transmembrane transport; L-alanine transport. Lineage: Eukaryota; Metazoa; Chordata; Amphibia; Anura; Hylidae. Gene Ontology annotation, cellular component: vacuolar membrane. The record is from RefSeq and is a predicted model, not a curated record. Gene Ontology annotation, molecular function: L-alanine transmembrane transporter activity; L-proline transmembrane transporter activity. The coding region runs from base 110 to 1333 and encodes 407 amino acids.
GGUUGUUGUGAGCGCACACGUGGAGGUGGGUGUGGCGGCGACUCUGCGGCUGCGCAGUGUGGACUAAUAGGCAGUGGAGGAUGUGGUGGAGUCUCCGGAGGCGGAAAAGAUGAAGCCAGCGACCGGCGACUUAUUACAGCGGGGGGAGGAGAUAGACAUGGAAGUAAUGAAGCCUCUAAUGGGAGACGAAGGAAGUUCUGAUGGGAAUGAGGAUGAGGAUGAGACUGCUCCGCGAGAUUAUCAACCCAGCAACCAUGACGGCCUGACGUUUGUCCAGACAUUGAUACAUGUUUUAAAAGGAAACAUAGGUACCGGUCUUCUCGGGCUUCCUCUUGCUGUGAAAAAUGCUGGAAUUCUGUUGGGACCAGUGAGCCUUCUAUUUUUCGGCAUUGUCUCCAUUCAUUGUAUGAACAUACUAGUUCGCUGCAGCCAUUCUUUAUGCCAAAGGUACAAAAAAGCAAACUUAGGCUACAGUGAGACAGUCGGGCUCGCAUUGGAAGUGGGACCUGUAAAAUGCCUCCAGCAAUAUGCCUCAGCAGGAAAGAACAUUGUUGAUUUUGCUUUGGUGGCAACGCAGCUGGGGUUCUGCAGUGUUUAUUUCGUCUUCCUGGCGGAGAACGUGAGACAAGUUUUUGAAGCUUCAUUUGAGAGCCCUCCACAGCACCCAGGACCAGGAGGGAGAUGGAGUCUUGAUCUGCGGCUGUACAUGUUGUCCUUCCUUCCCUUCAUCAUACCAUUAGUCUUCAUCCGGGACUUGAAGAGCCUGUCUGUCUGCUCCUUUUUAGCCAAUGUCUCCAUGGCCGUCAGUCUUGUUAUCAUUUAUCAGUACGUUAUGCGGAAUAUUUCCGAUCUUCGUACUCUCCCUUUGGUCUCCAGUUGGAAGAAGUAUCCGCUGUUUUUUGGAACAGCCAUAUUUGCUUUUGAAGGGAUCGGAGUGGUUCUCCCCCUGGAAAACCGAAUGAAAGAAAAGGGAGAAUUUCCCCGCGCCUUGAACAUUGGAAUGGCUAUAGUGACAGUUCUGUAUAUCUCUCUGGCCACAGUGGGGUACCUGAGUUUUGGAGACAAAAUCAAAGGCAGCAUUACUCUAAACCUUCCUCAAGAUUCCUGGCUUUAUCAGCUGGUGAAGGCUCUUUACUGCUUUGGGAUUUUUGUGACCUAUGCAAUUCAGUAUUAUGUUCCCGCCGAAAUCAUCCUGCCGCUGGUUACCUCAAGAGUGUCCAAGAAAUGGAAGCUGCCCUGUGAGCUCGCCGUCAGGUCAUUGCUGGUCUGUGCAACCUUAUUCUUAGAUUACAACCUACUGAAUCUGCGUGAUGAGUCUUCAUGUGUGUCUUAGCGCGUAUUGACGGCAUCUCUGCAGGUAGAUUGAAUUGGGCGUGUAUGUCUGUACCGCCACUGAUAAUUCUGAAACCUUUCUCUACAAUCCUUUGAGUGACGCGCUGCACAUUGCAGAGUCAUAUUUCAUCACCGUGUACUUAGAAGACCGGCGGACACAGAAGCCGACCGACCUCUGCCAGACGUUGCGUAGACAAAAUAUUUCACUCAGUCAUAUGCAAAUAAUAAAGAAAAACAUGUUAAUCACUGCGGCUAUAAUCCCGUCUGCCUUCCGCCUCUACAGUGAUAAUCUUUUACGAGCAGAUGCCUGGAGCGCUGUCCAACAUUUACUCACAUUUCCUAAAUUCUCGGUCCCAGAGAAAGUAAUUGAAGUUCUUCGAUGGUAGCAGCCAUGGAUAAACCGCAGCAAGUUCCUGCAUUUUGUGAUAGCUUUGUGAAGGAAGCAGAUGAUGACGAACUGUGACCUUUCAUGUGAAAACACUCCAGAAGAAGACAUCCUUCUGUAAGAAGUAGUUCAUUAGACUGCGGGACGAUUGUGUUCUAUCGCUUGUCUUCGAAAAGGGUUUAUAAUCUCUGUAGCGGGUUAUCCAUUACAAUGGAAUCACCGAGGACUUACGAGUACUCGGAAGUAUCUCUGCAUUAACUAUAUUGAUGGAGUGGCACUAGGAAGUAGUCUUAAGUGGUAUUGUUUACAAAGAUAGAGGAUUAAAGAGCAAUUCCACCCACAAAUGUGUGCUUUUGUAUGGCCAAUACCUAAACAUUCAAAAAUGUCCUUUUCUUCUCUCGUCCAAUAAAAGGUUUCUAGUUUCAAAUUUUUCGCCAGAUUUGAAAACUAUUCAGCUCCAUAUGGGGCAGUACUCUACUUGUUACUGCUGGUGUACAAAAAAUGUGGGGAGGGUGUAAUUUAUUAACCCCUUAAGGACAUGUGCUGUAAAUAUGCAUCACUGAAGCAAGUAACUUCACAUACAGUGCCGCACAUAUGCAACAUAGCUAUGAAGUGAGUGCAGGAGCUGCGGUAACUACAUGGCAGGUGAACUCUGGCUGCUAACCAAUAAUGGCGAACUCAGCGAUCACAUUGAGGUCUGCCAUUAACCCUAUAUAUAACGUGAUCAAUGCCGAUCACAGCAUCUUUAGUGAAAACAGAGUUUCGGCUGGGCUUAUUGCAUCCCACCCUGUACAGUCACGGGGGUCCGAUAAGUGCAAAUGACUGCCGGAGGUCUCGUCACCUAAUGCUGUUGUGCAGCAUGCUCAAGCUCCUUGUGCAGACUGAAGAGCACUCCACAUGCUUUUCCUACAUACAGGGUUUGCACGUAUAUGAACUGCACAUAUACCAUAUAGACCAUUCUACGUUUAUUUCACCUUAUACUUGCUAU